Neoarius graeffei (lesser salmon catfish) is the source of this 3002-nucleotide messenger RNA. RefSeq names its product vacuolar protein sorting 26 homolog B, like (gene vps26bl). Gene Ontology annotation, biological process: intracellular protein transport; retrograde transport, endosome to Golgi. Bases 238 to 1236 code for a protein of 332 amino acids. Lineage: Eukaryota; Metazoa; Chordata; Actinopteri; Siluriformes; Ariidae. The transcript has 6 exons. Gene Ontology annotation, cellular component: endosome; retromer complex. The record is from RefSeq and is a predicted model, not a curated record.
UGUGGUCGGUAUCCUAACGUUCCGCUUUUCACUCUGUUGCAGAAAAACCCGGGGCUGAGUUAUUAAUAUUGCUGCUCGUAUGAUGAUAAUAUAACUGCCUUAAUUAUUACACAUAUAUAAAACACUUCGAUAGAAAUCUUCAUGUUGUGAAGUGGUCGGUCAUUAGGCCGCGCUGUCUCGAUGGUGAGUUGGAUCAGGUGUUAAUAUAAAAACAUUUUUCCUCCCCAUAACGCCGGGAUGAGCUUUUUCGGUUUUGGUCAAAGUGCUGAAAUCGACAUAGUUUUGAAUGACUCCGAAACGCGGAAAAAGGUGGAACACAAGACAGAAGAUGGGAAAAAGGACAAAUAUUUCUUAUUCUACGACGGUGAGACGGUUUCUGGCAAAGUCAACAUCACGCUUAAAAACCCAGGGAAAAGACUUGAGCAUCAGGGCAUUAAGAUUGAGUUCAUCGGGCAGAUUGAGUUGUACUAUGAUAGAGGGAACCAUCAUGAGUUUGUCUCCCUGGUGAAGGACCUGGCUCGGCCAGGUGAAAUGAGCCAGUCUCAGACUUUUGACUUUGAGUUCACGCAUGUGGAGAAACCAUACGAGUCUUACACGGGCCAGAAUGUCAAACUCCGCUAUUUUCUGCGAGCAACUGUCAGCAGAAGGCUAAAUGACAUCAGCAAAGAGAUGGACAUUGUUGUGCACACACUCAGCACAUAUCCAGAGCUGAACUCCUCUAUUAAGAUGGAAGUUGGGAUUGAGGACUGCCUACACAUUGAGUUUGAGUAUAACAAAUCCAAGUACCAUCUCAAGGAUGUGAUAGUUGGAAAAAUCUAUUUCCUUUUGGUGCGGAUUAAAAUCAAGCAUAUGGAGAUAGACAUCAUUAAGAGGGAGACGACAGGAACUGGACCCAAUGUUUACCAUGAAAAUGACACCAUUGCAAAGUAUGAAAUCAUGGAUGGAGCACCUGUUAGAGGUGAAUCAAUCCCAAUCCGACUCUUCCUGGCUGGCUAUGAAAUGUCUCCCACAAUGAGAGACAUCAACAAAAAGUUCUCUGUUCGCUAUUACCUCAAUCUGGUGCUCAUUGAUGAAGAGGAGAGACGUUACUUCAAACAACAGGAGAUCACGUUAUGGAGAAAGGGGGAUAUUGUGAGGAAGAGCAUGUCCCAUCAAGCUGCCAUUGCCUCACAGCGCUUUGAGGGCUCUGCUUGUGUAGAGAAGGCCAUUGAACAGGCCAAGGACGACGACGACUAACCUGCAAAAGAAGUCUCAUGUCCGAGUGUAAAAUUGUAGGGUGUGUGUGUGUGCUUUUGAACACACUUGUUUUGAAUGUAUACAUAUGGGGGUGCAGCUAUGGCAUGAUGGUCUUUUCCAUUCCUAAACAUUACAUUCAGUGAUUGACAAAGCUUGAAAAUAGCAUUUUAAGAAGUGAGCUAAAUGGUUAGUUUUAUUCAGUUUUGGAGUCUCAUUUGCCAGUAUAUUAUUGAUUCAGCUUUUUUGGUAUCAUUCAUUUGAAUUUGAUUACACUUCACUUGAUCCUUCAUUCCAGUCUUUCAUUUUACUUUUUUGUUUUUAUAUUUUGUUUUUACACAUCAUGAUACCUACUAUUUAGCAACUGUUCCAGAUAAAAUACCUUUUAACAUUUAAUUUUCAUAAGAUUUUCAUACAGUUAGGUCUUCAUGUCAGUCAGUCAAGUGCUUACCUGUUUGCUGUUCUAUUCAAUUUCCUGUCACAACACUUUCAGUCUGGAAUUGAAUUUUAAGGAGGAGUUAAUGUAGCCACGAGUAGGACCAAACAGAAUUUAAUAGUGACUUUUAUAACACGAGUGUUGAUACACAGAGGCUGCAAGUUCAGUGUUGAGAUUCAUCCAAGAUGCUCCUGAUAUGCUGAGGAUGUUCUUAUUAGAGCCAGUUUUGUAGACGUGCCUCGUCAUUAUUCAGUGUUUCAUAUCGUGCUGUCAGUUUGAUGCCAGAAUUUGUGAGGUUUUAACGGAAUCAUGUCUUGAUUUUUGUGCCUAAUUUUUUAUUAUACUGAUUUUUUUUUUCACUUUUCUCCAGUACUGGAAAUAAGAGCUCUCUUUCUUUAACAAACUCGUAACUGUUGACUAACUCUUCCAGAUGUAUUUGACUAUAACAAGUAUAACUUAAUGAGCUGUUUAAAAAAAGGUUAAAGUGUUAGUGUGCACAAUAGAUUAGCAUUUCCAUUUGAAGACAGUUACAAAAUAGUUUGGACUUGUUUCCAGUGUAGUACUGUAACUGUUAAAAAUUUCAUCCUUUAUAAUCAUUCCUUAAUGUGACACUUUGCAAGCAUUUUGAAACAGCAGGGAUAAUUUGUAUGUCCUAGGUGUGACAGUCAAGACAGUCUGGUGUUUCUCUUAUUUUCUGGAAAAGGGGAUCUUCAUGUUGAGUGUUAGAUAAUUUAAAAGACUAAUUGGCGGUGUCUGAGUGUGUGGUGUUUAAAAGUUUGAGUGCUGUUGCCUUAUAGGAAGUGUCAUUGGUAUAAGAUUUAUUGGUUUUUUUAAAAAAAAAAAGUCCCAGUGAUUUUUUUUUUUUUGCAAAAGUGUUUCAACUGAAGUUCCCAAAAUGCCAUCAAAAGCAAUGCUUACUUAAAGGAGAUACGCAGAACCCUUAUUUUUAAAUACGUUUCUGAGUGGAUAGUAUCUCCAUCCUUGACUCUUGUAUGCUGCAUAAAUGGAAAUUAAAAAUAUAUUUUUGAGAGUUAAAAUCGACCGCAAAGUUGGCAUUUGAGCUGCCCUGCUCAGCCAGCCCUGCGUGGGUGACGUCACAGCAGGAACUGGAUUUAAGGCCGAGGCCUUUGACAGCUAUAGACCAAAGUCAUAUAAAUUUAUGGUGAAGGUAAGAAAUAUCGUUACCAACUUACUCAACUAAGACUGAUUUGACUUCAUUGAUUGUGGGUUGACUCUCAUUAAAACAGGAUAGGCGUUAUAACUUAUGCAAUGUACAUACAGUGGUGCUUGAAAGUUUGUGAACCCUUUAGAAUUUUCUAUAUUUCUGCAUAAA